Molecule: messenger RNA, 1085 nt
Organism: Dreissena polymorpha
Lineage: Eukaryota; Metazoa; Mollusca; Bivalvia; Myida; Dreissenidae
Exons: 9
Coding region: 153-872 (239 amino acids)
Source: RefSeq, a predicted model, not a curated record
GCAACAACUCAACUCAACCAUCCAACCGAUCAUGUGACCGUAACUUUUAAUCUACAGGCAACAGUCCUAUAUCACGUAGGGGACCAUCCGUCAACUGUUUAUGUUUAACUACGACCACGUUUAUUGGAAUCGACUAGAUCAGAGUAUACACUAUGACACUAGCCAGAAUAUGGACACAGAUUAUUGAGCACUAUUCAGAGCCACAAAGGCAUUAUCAUACUAUGAGGCAUGUUAAGGAGAUGCUACAAUACGUACACCCGUUUGAAAAUCGUCUACAACGGAAGCAUCUGAUCGUCCUAGCGACAAUAUUUCACGAUGUCAUUUACGAUCCACAGAAGCCAGACAACGAAGAUAAAAGUGCUGAGUUCUUUCAACAAUGUAUGGCCGAGCUUGAAGAAGAAAUAUGUGACCUGACGAACGACGGACAGCAAGCCGAGCAAGAGGUUUGGGACAAGUUCCAGGCAGCUAUUCAGCAUAUUGACCAGUGCAGAUCAGAGUUUGAUGCCAACGUUAAAAUGGUCGUUGAUUGGAUUCUGCAAACGAAAGGUCAUUUGACCGCUGUAACCACAACUCCCGACAUGUAUGGAGACGAUGACCUGCAUUUCUUCUUAGACAUGGAUUUGGGGAUCUUAGGAGCGGACCGGACAAGAUAUAUGGAGUACGCCGCAGAUAUAAGAAAAGAAUAUUGCCACGUGCCAGACGGUGUGUUUCAUCGCAGGCGGAUAGAGUUCUUGGAGCGUUUCUUGGAGCGAAAAAACGUUUACAACACACUUUACUUCCGUUCCUUGUACGAAGCUGCUGCUAGGAGCAACAUUGAUGCUGAAAUAAAACUACUUAAGCGGGAGACCAACACUGUUACAAAUACCGAGUAGAAAGAACUUUUUGAAAACACCGUUCAAGUGCUAAAGAUGAUCGCAACGAUGUGUGAACAAGUCGGUAAUAGCAUGCAAGUGAAAAUGACGAGUGAAGUAUGCUAUAGCAAUCGAACCACAUGCAUAUGCUUCGAGGCAGAAAAAGUGAAUAACAUAAAAUUAUUUGUUUGCCUCGAAUUUUUUAUAGUAAAGGAUAAAAUUAAGCGAUUCUGA